Molecule: messenger RNA, 942 nt
Organism: Triticum dicoccoides
Lineage: Eukaryota; Viridiplantae; Streptophyta; Magnoliopsida; Poales; Poaceae
Product: germin-like protein 1-1
Exons: 2
Coding region: 116-766 (216 amino acids)
Molecular function (GO): manganese ion binding
Source: RefSeq, a predicted model, not a curated record
CAUCCAUAGUUCGCAAAUCACCUUGCCUACAAGUACCACCUCCUACCAAUGCUAUUUCCAGAACCAAGCUAUACUACCACCAAGCUCGUAGUAAGCAAGCAUUGAGCAAUCGAACAUGGCGAGGCUUCAGCUUUCCGUCGUGGCGGCCUGCACCGUCCUCCUCGCGCUCGCGGCCCCCUCCCUCGCCGGCGACCCCGACAUGCUCCAGGACGUCUGCGUCGCCGACCUCGCAUCCCCAAUCAAGAUCAACGGGUUCCCUUGCAAGGCCAACAUCACGGCCGACGACUUCUUCUUCGCCGGACUCAAGAAGGCCGGCAACACCAACAACCCGGCGGGGUCCGUCGUCACGGCGGCCAAUGUGCAGUCAUUCCCCGGGGUGAACACGCUCGGCGUGUCCAUGGCCCGCAUCGACUAUGCCGUGGGAGGGCAGAACCCGCCACACACCCACCCGCGCGCCACCGAGAUCAUCUUUGUCACCGAGGGAACUCUGGAGGUGGGAUUCAUCACCACGGCCAACAAGCUCUUCACUAAGGUCGUCACCGUCGGAGAGGUGUUUGUCUUCCCGCGUGGGCUCGUGCACUUCCAGCAGAACAGGGGAGACUGCCCCGCCUCCGUCAUCGCCGCCUUUAACAGCCAGCUUCAGGGCACCCAGGCCAUCGCCACCACGCUCUUGGCUGCCACACCACCGGUGCCGACGGACGUGCUGGCCAAGGCCUUCCGGGUCGAUAACGAAGACAUCGACGCCGUCAAAGCAAGGUUCAACUAGGGAGCCUCUGCUGUCGGCAGCUCUCCAUCCGUUUCGGAAGAAAAAAAAUCGUUUGUUUGUUACUGAAUAAAUGGUAAUCAAGUCAUCAAGUGAGCUGUAGCGUGUAGUUGAUUUGUUGUUGUGUAUGUUACAUUUGUUGCUCUUUGAGAUAAUAAAACUUGCUUCUGUUUCGCGCA